UGUAAGAAGAGACAAAAGUGCUCAGCAGGUAAGAGCGGAGGGUUUUGCCAAGAAGGAACUGUCCUUGAUCGCUGUGACAGGAUUGACUCGCUGGGGACUCCUCUCUCGGGAGCGUCCACGCGUCCCCGAGGGGAUUGCCUGUCUCCUCUCAUCAGCAUCACCCCGAGAAAUUUCACAGCCGCUCUUUCUAGUCCUGCUAAUCCUGUUAUCCGGAGGGUUAUAAAUAUUAACGUCGCUGGGGAUGGGGGACCAAAAUAAGUCCUCUCUGGAGUAAGAUGUCAGCCAGCCUUUUCCCAGCCCACCAGCGCCCGGGGCUGCUGGAUGAGCUGCACGGCAGAGCUCCGCAAGUGCCCUGCCCGGAGGGGCUGCUGCGCACCUCGGUGCUGGAUUUCGUGGCCGAUCUCUCCCUGGGCAGCCCCCAGGGAGCCCCCGGGGCCGGGGCAGGCCUGGGGCUCUGCGAGGUCACCGCCGGGCCUCCCUUCGGGGACAGAGUCCUGUCGCUUCGGGAAGGGAUGGCCCGGGGUUUGCCCCUGGCUGCUUUCGGAAAUGGAGAUCCCGAAGACGAAGAAGAGGAAGAGGAAAGGAUGCGCAGCGUUUCCCUGCUGGACAGACCUAGGAAAAAACGGGUCAUCACCUACGCCCAGCGCCAGGCUGCCAACAUACGCGAGAGGAAGAGGAUGUUCAACCUCAACGAGGCCUUUGAUCAGCUCAGGAAGAAGGUGCCCACCUUCGCCUACGAGAAGAGGCUCUCUCGGAUAGAGACCUUGCGCCUGGCCAUAGUGUACAUCUCCUUCAUGACUGAGCUCCUGGACGGAUGCAGCAGGCAGGAGGCGAGCUAG
Molecule: messenger RNA, 839 nt
Organism: Prinia subflava (tawny-flanked prinia)
Lineage: Eukaryota; Metazoa; Chordata; Aves; Passeriformes; Cisticolidae
Gene: FERD3L
Product: Fer3 like bHLH transcription factor
Exons: 1
Coding region: 276-839 (187 amino acids)
Biological process (GO): regulation of transcription by RNA polymerase II; developmental process
Molecular function (GO): DNA-binding transcription factor activity, RNA polymerase II-specific; protein dimerization activity; RNA polymerase II transcription regulatory region sequence-specific DNA binding
Source: RefSeq, a predicted model, not a curated record